AUGCUGCUGCCGCUGGUCACUGCGACAGCCAUCCUGCUCUUCACAUGCCUCUACCGCGAACUCCACCGGAAGAGGUUCAAGCAAUAUGCCAGCUUUCCCCAGAUGCCGACCUCCCUUCUCUUGGGACACCUUAAACAUGUCGAUGACUUCAUUAAAUCGGGCAAGCCAAACGGCCAUCCUGACCUUGCAUUUGCUGCCAUAAACGAGGCACUUGGCCGACCACCCCUCAUGUUUCUUGACCUUCGGCCGUUUGGCCCUCCGAUGGUUGUUGUCAGAAAUCAUGAAGUCGCGGAGCAGAUCGUGAAGCCACUCAAGUCAUACCCUUAUAGUCUCCCAAAGAUGCCUUCGGUCUAUGGUCAUAUGAUGCAUGUGACUGGCCCGACCUCGAUACUGCCUUCUCAGGGUGAGCACUGGAAGCAGCUCCGCAAACAAUUCAACCCAGGCUUCGCUCCGCAGCACCUAAUGACUAUGUUACCUCUCAUCCUGGAAAAGUCCUCCACCUUUAUUGAGCGUUUGGAAGAUUACGCAUCCUCGGACCAACCAUUUUCCCUCAUCCAUCUCACCGGAAACCUGACAUUUGACAUCAUCUCUAGCGUCGUCAUGAACAAAGAUUUCGGAGCGCAGAAAACAGGCCAGCUGAGAGAAUUCAUGAGAACAUACAAUGAGCUAUUCAAGACUUACACAAGCGAACAGAUGGAUCUCCCAUGGUUCUUCACACCACGUACAGAAUGGAAACGCCGGUGUCUUGCCAGGCGGGUGAGGACGACACUCAGUACUGUGGUAUACGAAGCCUUUGCCAACCGACGGAUCACAAACACAAAAUCGCGCAGCAUCCUGUCAUUGAGUCUUCGAGAUGCCGACACACUGACCCAACAGGCCGUCGACGAGGCAUGUGAUCAGCUGAGCACUUUUUUGUUCGCAGGCCAUGACACGACUAGUAUCUUGCUUUCUUGGAUGUUUUACGAGCUUUCGCGGACACCACACGCGCUGCGGGCUGUGCGACACGAAUUGGACGGCUUGUUCGGUUCAGAGGACAAACUUCUCUCACCCGGCGGCCAAGAACUUCUCCACCGCAUGACCUACACCUCCGCCGUGAUCAAAGAGACCCUGCGUCUCUGGCCACCUGCUGGUACCGCACGCCUCACGACGCCUGGGACAGGACUUACAGUAAAGACGGCAACGGGCGAGAAGUAUCCUCUAGAGGGCGUACAUGUCUACAACUGCGCCAUCAUGAUUCAACGUGAUCCAGCGGUGUACGGAGAUUCGGCCGACGAGUUCGUGCCUGAGCGCUGGCUGGACGGUCACGGGGAUCGGAUCCCUCCCGGAGCGUGGCGUGUGAUUGCGCUUGUUGCGAGAUAUUUGGAUUUUGUGAAGGUCGGCAUCGGUGAGCUGAGUGUCGAUGAAAACGGCAAGCCAAUCCUCGAUGAGAAAGGACAUUACAAGGUGACCGAGGAGAUGUACCCGAAAUACCACCCGUUCCCGCUAGGCCCAAGCGAGGAUCUAGAAUGGUAUGAGCCUGGAGGGUUCCACCCGGUCCAUCUUCACGACGUGUAUGAUCUGAGAUAUUCAGUUGUCCACAAACUUGGAUUCGGUGGCUUCUCGACGGUGUGGCUCGCUCGCGACUCUGUUCAGGAUGAACGGGUUGCGCUCAAGAUUCUGGCUUCUGAAAUCUCAAUAGAAAGCACCGCGCGACCAAGCAUCUUAGAGGACGACGAUAUUAAGUCAUCGGCUCUUUUUUCCAUACCUAAACGAGAAUUCUGGAUUGACGGCCCAAAUGGGCGUCACCUGUGUCUUGUUCUGCCCGUUGUCGGCCCCAGUUGCUCAUCGUUGUCCAAAGGGAUCUACUCAACAAUGAAGCCAGCUCUGGCGGCCGACAUUGGUAGACAGGCUGUCAAAGCUACAGCUUUGCUCCAUUCAAAGGGAUUCUGUCAUGGUGACUUGACUGCCGGCAAUUUAACUCUUCAGCUUUCCGAACAAUUUCAAGACUACAAGGAAGACGACAUUCACCGAGCUUUCGGUCGGCCGUUGACCCAUCCUAUUGAAACCUGCUCCGGGAUGCCUGCCGGCCUUAGCGCCCCAGCAUACAUUGUCAAACCUUUGGACUUCUGCGUCACUUCCACGAACCUCUUGACCAGCCGCUUAUGCGUCAUAGACUUCGAUCAGUGCUUUCAAAAAGACCAGCCGCCGGCAAGAAUAGGCACGCCUGCCAUCUAUAUGGCGCCUGAGGUUGCGAUCGGGCAGCUACCUAGCGAGGCGUCUGACAUCUGGGCACUAGGCUGUGUGAUAUUCCGCAUGCGUUCCGCCGACGACAUCUUCCUCGACUACGACACUUGCUGCCCUUCCCAAGUGCUCCAACAGAUCGAAAGGACUAUCGGCGAUUUACCGGACGGCUGGGCGGAUGUGCUCUUCGACGAAGAUGGAUGGCCAACAACGGCAAAUUCAACAUCUGGAGAAGUGAAUUACUACGGUUUCUCAAGACUGCCAUUGAAGGAAAGGAUAUUUUCCCUAUUGGAUGAGCCACCAUCACUAUACAUGAGCCGCCCCGGUGAACCGAAGAUUCCAACCGAGGACGCUGCACCGCUGCACGUGCCUGAUCAUGGGCCCAUGCGCGUUCCGUACGCCGCGGCCUACAGAUCGAUGAUAUGGAAGCCUACAGCUGUGUGCAUAGACGGGGACUAUCAUACUUCCUACAGCGACGAGAUGGAAGACGCCUUCCGAGGCGCCUUUCCUCGGAUCCGCGAUGAGGAGGCUUCGCUAUUGCUGGAUCUUCUCUCUCGCAUAUUUGUGUAUGAUGCAGCCAGUCGGCCCAGUCUGGAAGAAAUUGCUGCGCACCCUUGGUUUCGGUUUCAUCAUGAGGAGGAAAUGACAAAUGACUCAUUGAGUAUGAAGAAGCAGCGACUCCUCCCCACCAUGUCUAGUCAACCAUCAAGCAACCAGGGGAACCCCGAAAGCAAGCAGGGGAAGGGUCAGGGACAGGGACAAGGAAAGGGUAGCGCAAUCUCUCUAACAAUUUUAAAAGCCGACGCCGACGCCAGCACGACCGCGAUUAAGGGCUCCUCAAGGGCGUCGAGUACGCACGGCGGAUCCUCGGGCACCGGCGGCAAGGGACAGUCUGCAAAGUAA
Molecule: messenger RNA, 3123 nt
Organism: Diaporthe amygdali
Lineage: Eukaryota; Fungi; Ascomycota; Sordariomycetes; Diaporthales; Diaporthaceae
Exons: 10
Coding region: 1-3123 (1040 amino acids)
Biological process (GO): protein phosphorylation
Molecular function (GO): protein kinase activity; heme binding; iron ion binding
Source: RefSeq, a predicted model, not a curated record